Messenger RNA from Carassius auratus (goldfish), 2750 nucleotides. RefSeq names its product alkylglycerol monooxygenase (gene agmo). Lineage: Eukaryota; Metazoa; Chordata; Actinopteri; Cypriniformes; Cyprinidae. The record is from RefSeq and is a predicted model, not a curated record. The coding region runs from base 128 to 1462 and encodes 444 amino acids. Gene Ontology annotation, biological process: lipid biosynthetic process. Gene Ontology annotation, cellular component: endoplasmic reticulum. The transcript has 13 exons. Gene Ontology annotation, molecular function: iron ion binding; glyceryl-ether monooxygenase activity.
AGGUGUUCAUGAACGCCCAUCUGUUUAAUCCGGAAGUGCGAGGAGCCACUGGUCUAUACUGUAGUCUCUCGCUCUCUCUCUUUUUUUCUUUCUUUUUUUUUUUUUUUUGAGCACAUUUACAAACGCAAUGGCGCAAGCAAAAAAUGUGACCGUUUCUCAGGGGGUUCGUAUGCUGUUCAGUCUGAUGACUCCUAAUGAAUCAUCAUUCGCGACUGUUCAAGAGGUGCCCACAUAUGUCAGUCAGGCCACACCAUAUUUCACUGGUUUGAUAAUAUUGGAGAUUGUGUUGGGAUGGUUAAAGAAAGAUGGCCCUCGCAUCAAGAUAAACGACUUUAUCACAUCUUUGUCCGCAGGCGUGAUGUCCCGUCUGCCUCAGCUCAUGAUGAGAAGUUUGGAACUGUCAGCUUAUAUUUAUGUCUGGAACAACUUCCGUUUAUUGGAGCUUCCCUGGGAUUCAGCUUGGACGUGGUGGCUUGCGUUUCUUGGUGUGGACAUGGGAUACUACUGGGUCCAUCGAUUUGCCCACGAGUUAAACAUCCUGUGGGCUGCCCAUCAGGUUCACCACAGUUCUGAGUACUACAAUCUGUCGACAGCACUACGCCAGUCUGUCACCCAGCAGUUCUCCUCAUGGGCGUUUUACCUUCCUUUGGCGCUGAUGGUCCCUCCGUCAGUUUUUGCAGUGCACAUACAGUUGAACCUGCUCUAUCAGUUCUGGAUUCAUACUGAGCUGGUCAAAGAUCUUGGACCUCUAGAGUGGAUCCUAAAUACUCCCAGCCACCACAGAGUUCAUCAUGGGCGAAAUCCAUAUUGCAUCGAUAAGAAUUAUGCAGGAAUUCUGAUUAUAUGGGACAGGAUGUUUGGUACAUUCGCUCCUGAAAGUGAUCAUGUUGUCUAUGGGCUCGUACAUCCAAUCAGCACGUUUGAAAUCUGGACUGUUGAGUUCCUUUAUUACCCGUACCUAUGGCAGAGGUUCUGGGAAGCUGAAGGAAUUUCAAAUAAGCUGUCCGUCAUUUUUAAAGGGCCAGGCUGGACUCCAGGAAAACCAAGACUGGGAGACAUCGCUGAUAUUCCCCAGAUUACAGGAGAGGAAAUGCCUUAUAAUCCAACAUGGUCCCCUGCGAUGCAAGCAUAUGUGCUUGUACAGUUCUUUCUUCUGCUGGAUGUAUAUAACAACUUAUUAAUGGAUCAAACGAUACUUUCCGAGAUGACUGUGCUUCUUUUGACUGCCUACGUCUUACUUUCUCUAACUUCUUUGGGCUUCCUGAUCGAUCAGAGGGCUAAUGCAGCUGAAAUGGAGAUGCUGAGAUGUGUUUUGACAAUGGCUCUUCUACGGUUUGGUUACAUCAAGCCUCUGGUGCCUUUGUUGGCUUUUCCAAUUGAAGCCUUUGUCUUAAUCUCUGCAGUCUACUGGAGUCUACAGUGUGUGAACCAGCGCAUCAACAGGAUGAAGAAAGAAAACUAGAUAAGACAUCAACAGCUUACAACCUUACACACAAAACACAUUACACACAAACUGUUUACGAUUCAGUGUCCUGCAUCAGUGACAUCUUCCAUACAUUUAACUGUGAGAUUAGUCCUUUUUAACUUGACCAAAAAACUGCUGCUCUCACAAACUCUUCACACUUUAGUUUGGCAUUGAACAGAUGCUAUAAAAUAUCAUGAGUUAAGAUAUCGUAAAGACAGAAUGAUUUGUAGUUCUCAGAAUGGUACUAACCACUUUAUAACUAACUUUUCAGCCAUAAUCAAUGCAUGUGGUAGAUUAAAUUCAAAAGGUACCAACAAACUUUAGCUUUAUCUGCAUGCAUACUUUUAUUUGAAAUUGAACAAAUAAUACAAGUACAAUAACUAGUGUAUUAUGAAAAUUUUCAGAAAUUAUACAUACAUAUAUAUAUAUAUAUAGAGAGAGAGAGAGAGAGAGAGAGAGGGAUCUAUCUGUGUGUGUGUGUGUGUAUUAUUUUAGUAAAACUCUUUUCUGAAUAAACCCCAAAAAUACCGGUUGUUAAUAGCUGUGGUGUGAUUUCAUGUAACUGUAUGAGUUAACACCAGGUGGUGCUAGCAGGACCCCUAAAACAGCGUCCCAUUUCAUUCUAUGCCCUGUAUGUGUUCAUUGAUCAUUUUAAUGCGUGUCAGGGCUAGUUUCACUGGAGAGCAAUUACACCACCACUGUCAUAUGAGCUGACUGUUUGGAAUGGUUCAAGUAAUAUUAGUUCAUAAGAACCUUGGUAUAUUAAAAAAAAACCACUUCAGUCAAUGUGCAGUCAGUCAGCAAGACAAAAAGAAAAAAACAGUCUGCCUCCCAACAGAAUAACAGCAUUUAUUUUAUUAAAUGUUAAUAACAUAUAAAACUGUGUUUGAAUUUAUAUUUUCUUUGUCAAAGCUUGUUUUUAUGAUUUAAAACGCCACCUUUCUUACAAUAUGAUAUGACAUGCUUGUCACUAUUUCAUAGUUUCACAGUUUCAUAACAUCUGGAUUUCACACCUGGAAUAAAGCAAGGUGGUGUGCCUGAGUGGUGUAAAUAAUUAAUGACACAUUAGUUUGAUGUCUUGCUAACAGAUCUCUGGAGGUGUGUGAGUUUAAUAUGUUACUUAAAUGUUACUUCUCAUUAGGGUUUCAGAAUCUGCAGAGUAUUAACACAUUAUCUUUUUUCUUUCUCAUGGUGAAGCCUUCCGAAAUAUCACUAACUGGUUUACUUCAUUUUGAUGAAUUAUGUUACACGUUUGCUUCUGAUGUAAUAUAUAACAUAUCUGUAU